This is a messenger RNA of Labeo rohita (rohu), 4545 nucleotides long. It is a transcript of the gene tacc1, whose product is annotated as transforming, acidic coiled-coil containing protein 1. The transcript has 13 exons. Gene Ontology annotation, cellular component: cytoplasm. Gene Ontology annotation, biological process: cerebral cortex development; cell population proliferation; mitotic spindle organization. Bases 494 to 2749 code for a protein of 751 amino acids. Lineage: Eukaryota; Metazoa; Chordata; Actinopteri; Cypriniformes; Cyprinidae. The record is from RefSeq and is a predicted model, not a curated record.
CUUCUGCUUUUCAUGAGAGAGGCAGUUCUGCCUUUGGAAGGAAGCUACCAUUCCUACACCACGGGGGAUGCCGAAUCCGCUAGACCAGAGAUACAGGCACUCUAUAUUCUCCUCCCCCCAUUAGUUCCUUCUCAAUAGUCUGAUCCUGAAAAGGAGGGGUGGACGGGGGAGUUAUCUGGCAGCCAGCUGAUCUUUGCUGUGGUAUUCUGCGAGGGAAAGAAGGAGACUGCAAACUCUUCGUUACUCAACUGUGCCGAGAUAGAGGAAGCCGCGAGAGAACAUCAACAGUCGCGUGAGAGGAAGGAAGCAGCUAGGCUUUUGAGACUAAAACAUGAAGCUCGGGUUCAAGAGCACGUGAAGCGUUGCCAGCGACAAAAACAUCUGCAAGACAGGAGGAGAGAAAAAGAAGCAAGGGGAGACUGACUCACUUGUUUGGAUUCGCCCACAAGGUGUUCCUUUAGACGCUUGGCGUGUCACCAGCAAGAGGUCGAAGAUGUCUUGGCUGUCACCAGUGCAGUGGGCCAAAUGGACCUGGUCGGCCGUUAGAGGAGGAGGGGAGGAAGACGGCGAGACUACUUUGGGGAUGGACGACGAGGACCUCACGGAAGAGCCGCGAGAGUCUAUGCCAAGAUAUCAAGAGGACGACGAAAGGUCUCAUGGCUGCAGUUCGGACUCAGAGAGCCAAUUUGACACACCUGAAGCUGAGACACCCGUCCAUCAGCCAUAUAAAGAACCAUCAAUGUUGGAUCAACCAAUCCCAGAGAGCACAGGUUUCCCAGAAGUAAAUCAGGUGACCUCCAUCACAACCAAAACCCAGAACCUGACCCUGGACGAGAGCUUUCCUGAGGAUGCACCUGCCCCGGUGGUGCGGCAGAGCAGUGUGGACCUAAACCCAACCCUGAAACUCAGUAACCAGCCUUCCUCUGCUGACAUGGAUGUGGACCAACUCAACUCUGCUGAAGCAGGAACAACAGAUGACAUCAACACCUGCAAUGGUCACACUGAAGAGCCAUCCUCCAAACCACAGACCAAGUCCCUCAAACCUAGUCCUCCUUCCCUCAAGGUGAAGGCCCCACUGAACGGUGUAGACCCCAACGAGGUGGAUGACGAUCCUCCGAUACUUCCAAAGGGGAGCUACAACUUUGACCCUGAUCAGUUUGACGAUAACAUAAAUCCACUCGCGUCUGUAGGGCCCAAGUUGCAGAACUCUCCACCUGCCGAUGCCAGUAUUCCUAAAUCAGAGUUGACAGAUGAAAUGGCUGCGCAGCCAGUCAUGUUGGAGUUUGGACUCGAUGAUGCUGAAGCAAAGAGACCUCCACCCAAGAAGUCUGGCAAGAAGACAAGCAGCAAGCUGACUACUCCAAAAAAACAGAGACCAAAAGCUGCAGAAACAGCAGCUCCACCACCAGAGACAUCAUCAGAACAAGACCAACCGCCAUCUGAGAAUGUGGCUCCUGUAAACGUUGAUGAUAUUCCUAUUCCUAAAAAAUCCUACAACUUUGACCCAAGUCAGUGGGAUGAUCCCAACUUUAAUCCUUUUGGUGGGAGCGCUAAACUUAGCAACUCACCGACACUUUCUAAAGGAUCAUAUAAUUUUGACCCUGAUAACUUUGAUGACUCUGUUGACCCUUUUAAGCCAUCAAAGACCUUAAGUGACACAAAUAAACCAAUGACUGAGAAGUCAACAGACAAACACAAACCAGAGGGAACUGUGGAGCAGCGGAAGAAAGCAGGACAGUCUCCGAAGAAAAACAAAGACAGGAUUAUCACGAACUCAUGUAAAGUAAAGAAGUAUGAGAAUCAGUCCUUAGUCCUGGAUGUCUGCAAUCAGGAGAAAGAUGAACAGGAGGAUCCUGCAUCUAAAGUACCGAACCGUGUCCAUCACGCUACAGAUGAGGAGAAAUUAGCCUCCACUGUCAUGAGCCAAAAGGACGGGCCGGAGGAGUUUUCAGACUGCACCAAAACAACCAAGACUGCAGACGAUCUGCCAGUGGGCAUAACAGACCAGUUUGAUGAGAAGGACCUUUCCUCUCCUAGUGAGAGUUUGUGUAAGAGUCAGACUCUGAGCUCUUCAGAGAGUGAGACCAUAACGAAGACGAGUCCGGGGCUGGAUUCAAUCCCUCUCAGUGAGAUAGAUAAAGCUGCAGUACUCACUCUGAUCAGAGAAGAGAUAAUUGCCAAAGAGAUCGAAGCCAAUGAGUGGAAGAGAAAAUAUGAGGAGGGUAAACUGGAGGUUAUUGAAAUGAGGAAAAUAGUGGAUGAGUAUGAGAAGACAGUAGCUCAAAUGAUCGAAGAUGAGCAGCGAAAGAAUAUAGGAUCUCAGAAAAGCGUCCACCAGUUAACCUUGGAAAGAGAUCAGGCCCUCGCAGACCUCAACUCGGUGGAACGCUCGCUUUCUGACCUUUUCAGACGCUACGAAAACAUGAAGACCGUUCUUGAAGGCUUUAAGAAGAAUGAGGAAGUGCUAAAGAAGUGCGCUCAAGACUACCUCACACGCGUGAGGCAGGAGGAACAACGUUACCAGACUCUCAAAAUCCAUGCCGAGGAGAAACUUGAUAAAGCGAAUGAGGAAAUAGCUCAGGUGCGAGCUAAGGCCAACGCAGAGAGCGUUGCGUUGAACGCCAGCCUGAGAAAAGAGCAGAUGAAGGUGGACUCCCUGGAGCGGGCACUCGAACAGAAGAAUCAAGAGAUUGAAGAGCUCACUAAGAUUUGCGAUGAGCUCAUUGCAAAAUUGGGCACCACGGACUAAGAGGAAAGAGAACCCGCUUAUAUUGCCCUGUCUGACCCCAAACCCACCCUGACCAAGAAAGCCUCUGGAUCUCCCAUUGCAUUUUUUUCCGUUUUGGAAAGGAGUUGCUUUUCCAUAGGUCUGGCUCAGGCACUGGAAGAAACAAGAUUUGAGCUGAAGAAUCAAAUAAAAUAGUCCCAAACGUUUUUACAGAUUCAUAUUGUGCUGAUGUUGGACUUAUACCGAUAUGUGGUGGUAUAAAAUGAUUCUUGAAGAGGGUGGGAAAAACCACCCACAUAUCUUAUUCUGAUGACUUUCUGCUGGCUGUUUUGGCAGCUGUGUGUAUGAGCGUUUGGGAGAGCCUCUGGGUGUGUGUUCAGGUGUGAACAAGACAUUGGAUGAGGGUCAUUGGCCUUGUUUAUAGUUUACAUGAUCGCACUGCUGCUAUUUGUAAAGGAGGGAGCAAAUCAUAUUAUUUACAACCUUUUAGUUACAUUACUUGCAUUGAAAAGUACUGUAACCGAUGUAAUUAUUUGCUUAUAUUUUAGAGGUCAUGAUACAAGUUUAAGAAAUAUCCAAAGUUCAGUACAAGGUGAUUUGACAGCACUGGUGGUAUAAUGUUUAUUACCAUGAAAAUCUGUGAAAAAACGAAAAAAUCUGGGUUGCAGUAAGAAACAAUAAGCAUAUUAACAUGUUUUUAGUGUUAUAUUGCUUGCUACGCUUUUCUGUGUAUACAAUUGCUAUGUUGGCAUGUUAACAUAAAGCCUUAAAGGGAUAGGUCACCCAAAAAAUUACCCUCAUGACGUUCCACACCCGCAAGACCAUCGUGCAUCUUUGGAACACAGAUUUAGAUAUUUCUGAUGAAAUCCGAGAGCUUUCUGACCCUGCAUAGACAGCAACACAACUGACACAUUCAAGGCCCAGAGUAGUAAGAACAUUGAUAAAUAGUCAAUUUUUGCUUUUUUCUUUAAAAAAAAAAAAAGGGACAGGUUAAAAUGACAUUUUAGUCAAUGUUUUGCCACAACUACUGUCAAGUUUAACUUGUAUUGAAGCUUGAAUAUUAUUUCACCGAGUAGUUUUUAAGCAUAUUCAAAGCUUCUGUUUAAGAGUUUAUAGACGGUUAUAGUUCCAUCUAUUGUUUUCUUACCCUCAGUGUGUUUAGGUGCCAAAUUAUCAUAAUUUAUCAUAAUAAGCAAGCUCUGGUGUUACUAGAUGGGUUACUUAUUGCUAGCGAUGAGGUCAUAAUCAUCCAUGCUUGCUUGCAAAGUUCUACAGCACAAAUGCAAAACUGAAAGCACUUAAACUUUCUUUUAUUAAUGAAUUACUUUGGUUUCAAAGUUUGCAUGAAGUAAAGAGUUUAUCACAAGUUUACUCUGUUUCACUGACCAGACCGAAUCAUUUUUAAAACAUUCAAUGAAGUCAUUUCAAGAAUUGACAAUCUUUUGCUAAAGUAUGUGCCUAAUGCUGAUGUGAUGCUUUCUAUUGGCUGUUGUUUCUCUUUUUUUUUACCCACAAUUCCUAUGUGCUAUCUUAUGCAAUAUUUCAACUCAGAAUAACCAACUGCCAAAUAAAACCGCUAUCCGUGUGCCAAACAUUAAUGGGUCGUGUGGAGAAGUCGAACCUGUAAAUUGUCAUGUUGGUGUUCUUGACAGUACUCACUGACCUGUGUAUAUUUUUAUGAGAAGAGUAAUGUUCUUUUAUUGUGUUAUUAAUGUUUGUAAAGUGGAAGAGAGAGUGAGAGUUGCACAGAAAUCCCAUUGACUAAUAUAUAUUUUGUGCAUAAAUGCAUUCCCUGAAUAAAGUACAAAUUUGCUUGA